UAUCUAGACAGCAAUCUUGACCAUUCACCGCCAGCCACGCGAAACUCCAGGACCUACCUAUCCAAUGGCCUCUCCGCUGCUGCCCUGCCACGCUCAUUCACUGUGCCCAAUACGACAUUCGGUCCCUCGGCCCUGGCCCCAGGUUCAUUCACAAAUGCCUCAUUUGAGCCAGACCAUCAUCAUCUUCAACAGCAACAUCCAAAGCAUUCCAUAUGUCUGACCCAGACUCAUGACGCAGGCCAAGGUCCUCUCGCUCGAUUGCCCUGUGCAACCUGUCUCCCAUGCCCUCUUCAGCUGACUAGUUUCUCCGCCUCUUUAUCCUCUUCACUUUGCUAUUCAUCCUCUGCUCAGCGCUCCUCAGUACUCUCAAUUCACUCCAUCGAGCCUCAUGCUAUCUCCACCGUUCCCGCCUACCAAACUUUUUCGCCCCAAUCACCUCACUCAAGCCCUUCUCAAAAGGCGGAUUUCCAGCGUAAUCGAAUGAUGAUUGCGCAGGCUGAUAUUGUACAGCAUGGGGUAUCGGAGGGCCUUUCAUUAUCUCUCUCUUCCUCAUCGCUCUCUUCUUCCCAUUCUCCUGUCUCAGCUCCGAUUUCUGCGAAGAGUUCCUGCACGCCUGGGCCAUCGGCAACCAAAGAGAUUAAAUUAUCCGAAAUCAAAAUGCCUUCGGCGUCUAGCUCACUAGUAAUUGUCACAUCGGAUGGCUCUCUUGCACGCUCGCCCACUCAUAUGAGAGGUGAUCUCGCCGAACGCCGUAAGGACACAAAUUCUAUCCCCUCACACACUUUGUCUCGUAGUCAGCUAUCAAAGCAAGCUUCUGGUACACGGAAGGCACUGCAGAUAGGUCUUUCUACUCGAGCUGCCAGUUUACUGUCAAGUGCGAGGGAUGGCCUCGACGACGUUCUUCGACUUGGCCGAGUGCAGAGACAUCGUCCUGGCCGGCUUCGCAUUAAGAAACGUUUUCGAACUCGAGCCAUACGUAGUGAGACUGAGACGGAGGAAGCAACAGAAAUGGAUGAAAGUGAGCCAACAAACAAGCAGACAAAAAAAAAGGAAGGGGUAUUGGCACUGCGACAUCGGAGAGAGGCAUUCCAGUCUGCCGUUCUGUUUUUUCACCCCGCCCGAUCGACGAAUCAGCCUCGUGGCACAUGUAGCAUAACCGAAGGUCCUACACGAACGGGCUGGUCACUAAGCAUCGAGCCGCAUACGCUCAGACAAACUGUUACUAGUGAUAGUACCAGGGUUGAUGGUGGUAAUCUCAGAUCGAAGACAUUCUCAUCUCACUAUAGGCAAACAAUUUCAGAAACCAGGCCACCUGCCGCCUUUAAUUUGCAUCAACAUUGGCUGAAUGAUCCGAACCCUAUGGCUUCUGUCUCUAACAGUUCACCUUCUCUAAUCGGCAUUGAGUCAACUGGCAGUCCUCAGUCCGGUUCAACUUCUGAUAACAUUAGCGCUGCUGGUAUGGAUGCUGAAAAGGAUAAGAGGCCAUCUCGAAGGUUAACUGGAUCGGGUCAGUAUGCUGGUGUCAGUAGAGAUAAAAGUGACAGUGGAUCCACUGGUAAUAGGAGUCGGGAUGGAUUUGAAGGCGGCAGGGGGGGGUGGGGAGGUGGCUUUCUACAACGCCUCUCUCACAAAAUUACCCGAAAACAGGGUCAACUAUCAUCAAAGCGCUCUUAA
Molecule: messenger RNA, 1674 nt
Organism: Protopolystoma xenopodis
Lineage: Eukaryota; Metazoa; Platyhelminthes; Monogenea; Polystomatidea; Polystomatidae
Source: the annotation of a GenBank genome assembly